GACGGCCGAAAUAGCUCACCGUCCACCAUCCACUUUAUCCCCUGUCGACUUCUCAGACUAUUUUCUUUGAUGUCAUCUUCAUCGUGUACUUCUCACAAGUUUCAAAGCCAAGCUGUUUCUACGUUGGAUCAUCCUUAGCAAAGAUGGGAAGCUCACCCAAAUCCGUUAUCGUCGUUGGCGGCUCCCUUGCUGGCUUGAUGCACGCAUUGACCCUUCUAUCCCUGCCUUCACCACCAAAAGUGCGCAUUCUGGAGCGUUCCCCUACCGCUCUGCUACAUGACCAAGGUGCAGGCGUUGUCGCGGGCAGCGAGACCCAGCAAUUUUUCGCCGAGUAUGUCCGACCUGGCCGCGAGGUUGCGGUCAUCAGUCCAAUACGGCACUAUCUGAAUCGCAAAGGCGAGAUCAUGCCCGAGACGGUCAAUCACUGGAGUCAAUGCAUGACUUCAUGGGAUCUACUCUAUCAUCUGCUGAGAUGGCGCGUUGACGGCCAGCAGAGCGAACACGUCAAAGGUCUAGUGGCGGAUGAUCGCCCCCGAGCGCAGUAUGACAAUGGAUGUACCGUUACUGCCAUUGAUAGUGUAGAGGACGGCGUCAAAGUGCAAUGGACGCAUAUGGACCAUGGUGAGCAAUCCGCGACUGCUGACUUAGUCUUAGCGGCAGAUGGCGCCUCUUCCAGUAUCCGACGUCUUCUAGCUCCUACCGUAGAGAGGAAGUACGCAGGCUAUGUCGCAUGGCGAGGCACGGUGCCAGAGACUGAGCUCUCCGGCGCUGCCCGCAAGGUCUUCGUCGAGCGCUUUACUUUCUAUCACGCGCCGGGCAUUCAGAUCCUGGGUUACCUUAUUCCUGGCCCAGGUGGCACCCUCGAUGCAGGUCGUCGCCUCUUCAACUGGGUUUGGUACUGCAAUUAUCCUGAAGGCAGCCCGGAGCUGAACGAGCUGAUGACUGGUACGGAUGAUAGAAGGCAUGCCGUCACUUUGCCGGUUGGCACCAUGAAGGAAGCUGUCUGGGCAAAGCAGAAAGCAUAUGCUACGGAAAGUCUGCCAUCGCAAUUCGCCGAGGCGGUCAACAGGACAAGGCAGCCAUUUGUGCAGGCCAUCACGGACGUAAUCAGUCCGCAGAAUGAGUUUAUGGAUGGGAAGGUGCUACUUGUCGGAGACGCCUUGGCAGGCUUUCGACCGCAUACUGCUGCAUCCACUGGUCAGGCGGCAUUUGACGCGCUGAUGUUGGGCAAGCUAUUGAAGGGUGAGGUGAGCAAAGACGAAUAUAACAGAACUGUUAAGGAUUUUGCGAAGACAGUGCAAGCACACGGUGUUGCACUUGGCGAGAAGAGUCAAUUUGGCAGACAUCCAUUCAAUGGAUAACCAUGGUCUUGACUCGUAACAAUAAAAUGCUCAACUGUCAAUUGGUUACUAGUUAUCGCCUUCGAUCGUGGCGUAUGUGGCCUUCUCUUGGCUGCUCCCCGGCAGCCGCUGACGGAUGGCGUGUGCGAGGCGCUUGCUCCAAACACCAGU
Baudoinia panamericana UAMH 10762 is the source of this 1511-nucleotide messenger RNA. RefSeq lists its product as uncharacterized. Gene Ontology annotation, molecular function: FAD binding. The transcript has a single exon. The coding region runs from base 144 to 1361 and encodes 405 amino acids. The record is from RefSeq and is a predicted model, not a curated record. Lineage: Eukaryota; Fungi; Ascomycota; Dothideomycetes; Mycosphaerellales; Teratosphaeriaceae.